UUUUUUUUUUCUGUUUGUGUGUUCCAAUACCAUGCCAGUGCAAACACUGAGGGGGAUCACUUUGCUGCUGUUGCUGUGUCAACAUGUGGGUUUCCUCUCCGCGAGCACAAAGACUAGUACAAAAAAAUUAGUGGUCUGUGAAGGACACUCUGCAUCCCUCAGUUGUGACAAUGGUCUCAUACACGUCCUUGCUGCCAACUAUGGACGGACUAAUUGCAAAACAUGUUCUGCUGGAAGACGACCUGCGCAGCUCUUAAAUACUAAAUGCGUCGAGAAAGAAUCCCUCUAUAAGAUGACCGUUCGGUGUAAUGGGAGGAAAAACUGUUCCGUUCCUGCACAGAACAGGGUUUUCUCUGAUCCUUGUUAUGGGACUUAUAAAUACCUGCAAGUGUCUUAUGAGUGUCGCUCACUGAUGCAAAGCAUAACUUGUGAAGGUGCCAAAAGUGUAAUUUCCUGUGAGAAGGGUGUUCUUUCUAUUCAUCAUGCUAAUUAUGGACGGCGGGAUCUUGCUCUCUGCCCUCAUAAAUUAGGAACUUCACCACAGUGUUACUCUCCUCAGACUGCCAGCAUAUGUUCCAGGUGCUGUAAAAAGAAGUCUUGUAAUUUAGAUGCUUCAAACGCAGUGUUCUCUGAUCCAUGUUUUGGCAACUACAAGUACCUGGAAGUGACCUACUACUGCCUAUGAGUUUGUGGAAUUAUAAAAAAAUAAAACACCCCCAUCAACUUCAUUG
Molecule: messenger RNA, 731 nt
Organism: Puntigrus tetrazona (Sumatra barb)
Lineage: Eukaryota; Metazoa; Chordata; Actinopteri; Cypriniformes; Cyprinidae
Product: L-rhamnose-binding lectin CSL3-like
Exons: 8
Coding region: 32-685 (217 amino acids)
Molecular function (GO): carbohydrate binding
Source: RefSeq, a predicted model, not a curated record